CGGGGGAGUCAGUUCCUUUUGCGACAGGCAGAGGCAGACCUCAGGCUGGCAGGCGCGGGAGCUGUCCAGCAGUCAGCAAGUGCGGCAAGCCGCUACGCAGGGCUCUCCCACCCGCCAGCUCGGCGCUCCGGUCUCCGAGGCCCCUGGAGGGCAGGCCCUGCUGGGAAGCCAGAGGCUGCCUGGGGAGGGAGGCAGGACUGCGGGGGAGAGGAGAGGGCGCGGAGGGGGGCGAGGCCGACCGGGGAGCUCGCUGGCCUGUUCUUUGCUGGGCCGCGCAGCUUCCCUGCCAGGCGCGCCCCACUGCUGCCUGCCUUCAGCCUUUGGCCACACGUCCGUCUGCUUCCUGGUCCGCACAGGUACCUUCUGUCAGGAAAGAUGGACUUGGGGAAAGGCAAGCUCCUCAGAACUGGUCUCAACGCCCUCCAACAGGCGAUACAUCCCAUCCAUGGCAUUGCCUGGACCGACGGGAAGCAGGUGGUACUGACGGCCCUGCAGCUCCAGAACAAGGAGCCCAAGUUUGGGGACUCGAAGAUCAUCGGGCAAUUUGAGCAUGUUUACGGACUGUCCUGGAGCCCCAUGGGGUCAGAGGGCACCCCGACUCUGCUGGCUGUACAGCACAAGAAACAUGUCACCGUGUGGCAGGUGUGCUUGAGCUCGUCGGAGAGAGGCAAGCUUCUGGUGUCCCAGACAUGCGAGAUCGGGGAGCCUUUCCCUGUGCUCGCUCAGGGCUGUGUGUGGCACCCCAAGAAGGCCAUCCUCACUGUGCUCACCAGCCACGAAGUCUCCGUGCUUCCCUCGGUGCACUGUGACAGCACCAGGGUGAAGGCUGACCUGAUCAAAGUCCAGGGUUUUGUGCACUGUGGAUGCUGGACCCAUGAUGGCCAGAGGCUGGUGGUGGCCGUGGGCAGCGCCUUGCAUUCUUUCAUAUGGGACGACUCCCAGAAAUCUCUGCAGCCGUGCGCUUUCUGCCCCGUGUUCGACAUGGGCAAAAACAUCUGCUCUGUGCUGGCCACUGUGGACAUGCAGAUUGCUGUGGCCACCGAGCUCCCACUGGACAAGAUUUGUGGCCUGAACUCAGUAGAGCCCUUUGAGAUGCCCACAGUGGAAGAGGCACAGCCCUCCACCACCCCUUCGACUUCAGCAGUCAUUGCAGAGGAGGCCUUGAUGGAUACCGGAAAAGUGUCCCCCGACUCGGAGCGGUCCUCCUCCUCGGCUUCCCUCUCAUCUUCCUCUCUGGACUCCUUGGAUCUGACUCAGAUGCUCCCCAGGAACUAUCAGUCAGACACAAACUUCUUCUUCCACCUCAGAGAGAAGGAAUACUUGGCUCGGGCUGGCAAGGAGUCCUCCCAUUUGGUCCUGGUGACCUUCGAUAGGAUGGUCACCACCACCCGGAAAGUGGGCAUCCCUGGCAUCCUGGUGCCGGACCUCCUGGCGUAUGACCCCAAGUCCCAGGUGAUGGCUGUGGCCUCCAACACGUGCCACACCAUUCUGGUCUACUCCCUGAUCCCCGCCUUGGCGCCGGGUGUCCAGUGCAUCCGCCUGGAGAACUGUGAGAGGCCCAAGGGCAUCUGCUUCUUGUCAGACAAACGGCUCCUGAUUUCAGUUGGGAAGCAGAAGUUCAUGGAUCCCACCUUCCUGCCAUCCUCCAAGUCUGAAAUGUACAACAUUCACCUGGAGGUCAAGGAAGUCGACUUUGGGAAAGAGCCCUCCAUGACGUCGGUCUGGAGCCAGCGAGAUUUCUGCAACCUCAGCCUGGGGCUGGGCAUGGCCAAUAAGAGGAAGCCGGGGGACAGCCUUUGCCUCAACACCUACCCCCAGAAGAGGGACCUGCUCAUGCCUGGAAGGAUCCAGUCUCUGCCUCGGGGGAAGUCCCUGAUCGAGGACAUCACAGGAGCUUCGGGGGCCCAGAGCUCCAGGCCCAGCACCUCACAGCUCGGCAAACCCAAGCUGAGUCCCAGCACCGUCGUCUCCAUGGAAGGGCUGGAGGCCAUGUCCAGCUCCCGGUCCUCGGCCUGCCUCCUCUCUAAUGUCAGGCCAAGCUUACCGAUGACCCAGUGCAGCCUGAUUCGUGAGCCCCUGAGCCUCCCUCAAGUCAAAGUUUCCAAAAAUGAAGAGGGAGAGAGUCAGCUGUGUGGGACGCUGGAGAGACUCUCGGGGAGCUUCGCAGACCUCCAGCAACGCCUCUCCCAGCUCAUAGACCUCCUGCUUGAGAAGAAGCAGCCGCUGGCCCCCACCCGUUACCCACUCUCUCAAGACCCAUCUUUUCUUCUCAUCACAUACCAGAAGCCGUCCCCAGCAGGGCCUGUAUUGGACAAGCGAGCAGUCCUUCUCUGUGAUGGCAAGAUGCGCCUGCAACAGGUCCAACAGAUGUUUGGCCUCUCUCUGGUGGAGAUGCAAUAUGGUUCCCUCUGGAUCCUCCUCUCUGCUGACAGCGAAGGCUUCAUCCCACUCAUGUUCUCAGCCGCCCAGGAGGUCACCAUCCGAGACGGCAGCAGUGGUGGUGGGCUGGGCUCCUCCACCCAUGGAUGUGGUUUCUCAUUGCCUGGAACAAACUCCUAGAGUUCAUCAUUACGUGGCCCUUCUUCUCACAGACUUGACAGAGACAUAAACAGCAAUUCUCCUCAAGUCAUCAAGAUCCAUCUCAGGCCACCUUGGGCAAUGCAUUUUAAAGUAAUCCUAGACCACUCUACAAAAGUGUUGCCUUAUUUGUGUAAUAUCCUUUUCUGUAGAAAGAUCCAAGAUCCAAAUAUCUAUCCCUAAGCUCAACGAGCCUUUCCAUAAAUUGGGAGGGUGUCUAAUCACCAGAUUGUUUAAGGCUUUCAAAAUAUGGUCCAUGCAUCUGGAUUUUCGGAAUAUUAUCACACUGCUUUUGGAAUGGCCUCCCUACAAUGAUAUAAUUGCAAAUAAUCUUCAGUUGUUAUAAUCCUAUUCAGGAUCCUGAGAUGGCCAGUGUGCUGCAUUCUGCCCUUGGACAUUAUUUUUUUUUUAAAACCCUUACCUUCCGUCUUGGAGUCAAUACUGUGUAUUGGCUCCAAGGCAGAAGAGUGGUAAGGGUAGGCAAUGGGGGUCAAGUGACUUGCCCAGGGUCACACAGCUAGGAAGUGGCUGAGGCCGGAUUUGAACCUAGGACCUCCCGUCUCUAGGCCUGGCUCUCAAUCCACUGAGCUACCCAGCUGCCCCCAGCCCUUGGACAUUAUUAACAUGAGAGAUGAUCUUAUUUUUCUCAUGUUCUGUUAUAAAAGCUUUAAGAAAAAUUUCAACAUCUUUAUAAGACAGAUUAUAUUAAAAAAAUGUUGGGGAACACUGAGCUGGGUAGCUCAGUGGAUUGAGAUCCAGGCCUAGAGACAGGAGGUUCUACGUUCAAAUGUGGCCUCAGACACUGCCCAUCUGGGUGACCCUGGGCAAGUCACUUGACCCCCAUUGCCUAGCCCUUACCACUCUUCUGCCUUGGAACCAAUACACAGUACUGAUUCCAAGAUAGAAGGUAAGGGUUAUUAAAAAAAAGAGAAGAAAAUGUUGGCCAUCUUUUUUGUUACCAAAAGUGAUUCUUUUUCAUAAUGAGGAAUACUGAAUUUCAAUUCCUAUAUCUUGGGGUGUAAAAUGUGUGUGUUGUCUUAGGUUUACCACUUCCCUGUUGCAUCCUAUUGCAGGCAGUUCCCUUAAGGAGAAAAGGCCUUCAUAGGAAUUGGUUAAUGGUUGUGGUUUCUUAGAAGUGGACUGUGGGGAUACUGAGGCAGCAUGGGUAGGAAUAGAUAUGGUAGGAUUAUGAGAUUUCCUCUGGGCUGGGGUUGCUUGUGGGAUGGGAAAAGGGAUAGGAGAGAAUGGGGCAUCAGGAGAAGGAUCAAGAGAGGUAAGGUUAGCCAGGAGUUGCAGAGCUUGAGAGAGGUAUUUCAGAGUACAAUAGAGGAGGAUCUGUACUUGAGAUUCAGGAGAGGGGUCUUCUGUCUCUAAUUCAUGAGAAAUAGGACUUUACUCUCUUAGUAGUUCAGGAAAAAGCUUGCAAAAAUCAGAUAUGUUUUGGAUUGAGUCCCCCUUUGCCACGGAACCACGCAGAAAGUAUUUGAAAAUUGUCCAAUUGAAUUUGCAUGUCACCCUGCAUUUCACCUUUAAUUUUGUGCAGGUGGAAAAUUUGCCACACUUGAGCUACAGUCCCAGCAUCCUUUUAAGUUACACCCUCAUUUUACAUACAGAGGCAUGGGAGAUAAAUUUGGUUAAGACUCACACUGCAACCAUCUUUUUGGGGGGGAGAUUGUACUUUUGGUAAAGUGCUACAGGUGUGAGUCUUUGUCUCUCUUUGCUCACUUGACUGAAAGAAUCUUUUUUUUUCCUUUUCCCUCGCUUUUGAUUAUUAUUGAAAUCCUAUAUUUUUUAAAUACUAGGACUAUUUAUUCAUUUUUACUCCCACAAUUUUUGAUGACCACGAAGAGACUUCAGAACUAGAGGAACCAGAUUUCUUCUCCUGUCAUGGUUUUCCUUCUCCCCUUUUUCUUCUCCCUUCUCCCUCCAGGAAACCCUUCAAAACUUUCUCAGGCUGACUGCCUACACUUGCCCACCAGAAGACAUCGGGUAGCCGCAGCUCUCCCUUACAGAGGCUGUUCCUGCUAACUACUUCUCCUGUUACUGCUGCUUGCUUUUGCUGCUACUGGUAAGCUUUAAACUCCCUGCCCCCAACCCCAGCCCAGGGGAGGGGGAUCCCUUUUCCCUUUUCAGGGGGUACAGGUCCUCUCUCCUAAGUCCUUUUCCAAAACACCCCACCCAGCUUCCUAUACUCCCUCUUAGCUAAAACUCUCUUUUCACUCCAGCUAAGAAAAGUUCUCACCCCUAAAACCAGCCUAUAAUCCUUGACUUAAACCUCCUCACCCCUGUCACUAGAGGCUAGUAUUAAGCACUCAGUUUUGCCUUUUUAUUGAACUGCUAAUAAUGAAUGAUACUCUAAAAGAAACAUUUUUGGCCUUCCUUCAAUUGGGAACCUUUAAGUUUUCAGAUUGCCUCCUUAUGUUGUUAAGAAAUUUUCUUCAUCAAUUCCUAAAUAUUAAGGCACAAAAUGUUAUCAUGCAGAAAAUGUAAGCUAAAAUGCAAGCAGGCAUUCAAAUUCAAUUGGACAAUUUUAAGAACUUCUUAAAUGGUCCCAUGACAAGAGACGAUUCCAUCCAAAAUAUAUCUGAUUUUUUUUCCAAGCCUGUUCCUGAACUACUGAGAGAAAUAGAUACCGAAAUAGACAUGGAAGACCCCUAUUCUAUGCUUUGGAUGGAAAUUCUCCUCUCAUAUUGAAGCACUCCUAGCUAAACCCUCCCCUGCUCCUUCUCCCCAUGCCCCAUCCUGCCCUGUCCCUUCUCUCACCUCACUCCCAAGAAACUCUCAUCCUACCAUACAGGUUCCUACUUGCACUACCUCAGUUUCCACAUAGACACCUCCUAGAAAACCACAAGGGAAGUGCCCGCAUUAGCACCAAAUGGGAAUGUCACAACACCAUGAUGAUGACAUGCAUGUCAGCAUUGACACACGUAGCCAUUUUCAAUGACAUGAGGCCACAUGUGGACUCAGCACACCUCUGGGCCCAGGAGCCAGCCAGGGAGCUAUGUGCCUGCAGCCAUGGCUGUGGCCAUGCCCCAGCCCUAGGUGGGAGGGCUGCUCCAUAUGCUGGCCGUGGGGCCAGGGGGCAAGUGGCAGGCGACACAUGCCAGGAAGCUGGGGAAAACGGGUAUCCCACAGGUGCAGGGAGGAGGAGCACAUGCUCGUGGAAGCAGGGCACUCAGGUAGGCAGGCUGCCAGGGGCAGCCACUGCUCUAGCAGUGCCCCCGGGGCCAGCCAGGUGGGGAUGGGUGGGGUGGGGCGGGGCCAGCAGAGAUUAAGUGGGGUUCUGGCUCAUAUUCAACAGAGGAAUUCCUGGAACCAAUUACCAGACACUUUUAGCACCCUGAAAAAUAUAGCAAUGACUUUACUCACAAUUUUUCCCUCUAUGUACUUUUGUGAGACCUUAUUCUCAGCAUUAAAUAAUAUCAAAACCAACAAAAUAAACAGAUUGACAAUUGAAAUUAGGAGUACUUGCUUAGGCUUAAAGUGUACAAAAUACCAACCUUCAAUUGAAGAUUUAGCCAAUGAAAAUCAGUAACAAAAAGUCACUAAUAGGCAGGUUAGUUAAAGAAUUCCCCCUCCCCCUCAUUUAUUUUAUGGCACCCCACACAAGUUAAAUAAUAUGAAGACAAACAAAGGAAACCAACUGACAGAUGAACAAAGAAGUCACUAAGCAGAUGAGUUAAAUAAUUGGUUUUUUAUUUAUUAAAUACAGUUAUAUAUUACAAUUAUACAUUUUUGUUAUUUCAACUAUAAAUAUUGCGAAAUCAUGUUUUUCUCAAAGUGACACAACAGCCAAGUUAUGCUUGGUUUUUUGGUGAAUUUUGACACACCAAGCUCAAAAGGUUGUCCAUCACUGUCUUAGCAUUAAGACACCAUAGACCUUUCCCACCCCAGGAUAUAAAGUUUAAAUGAGAUAUUCCUAGUUACAAAGAUGAACCUAUCUUGGUAACAAAAAAGAUGGCCAAUAUAUUCUUUCAUUUUGAUCCUUUUUAUAAAGAUGUUGAACAAUUGCGUUAUGCCUUUCUGACAAAAAUGUGAGAGGGAAAAGAUCAUCCUACAUGUUAAUAAAGCCAAGGGUGCAAUGCACCACACUGGCCCUCUGUAGAUCCUCAUUGGGACUAUAACAAUCACAAUGAAUAUAUGCAACUACUUUGUCAGGACUCCAUUCUAAAAGCAAAGCGAGAAUACUCCAAAAGACCGGAUGCUUUGACUAAAUUUGAAUGCCUUAAACAAUCUGAUGAUGAGACACCCUCCCAAUUUAUGGAUAGUUGGUUAUUGAUAAAUAUGGAUAGAUAUGGUUAUUGAACUGGGAGGUAGGUAUCUAGAUCUUAACCUUUCUAUAGAAAGAUAUUGGACACAUAAAACAACAUUUUGUAAACAACUAUUCCAUAGUAAUCCAGGAUUACUUUAAAACACAUUGCCCAAAGUGGCCUAAAAUGGAUAUUGAUGAGUUGAGGCAAACUCAUUUAAAGGCCAUAAAGAAAAACAAUCAAAAACUAAUAAUCUACUAGGAAAGAUCCAGAAAGAAUUAAAUACUAACUGACAGUUAAAUACUAACUGACAGAAUUGAUAAACAAAAAAAAAAGGCCAUUAUAUUCAACCAAUGGCACUUUGCCCCUCUCCAAGAACCUAUCAAUUUCUUUCCUUCCAUUUCUAUGGAAAGAAGGGCCACAUAAUGAUGAACUGUAGGAAUUUCUUCCAAGCAAUUAGAAAUAAUAUCCAAUGGAAUAAUAGAUAUAGAAACAAUUAUAGAAAUAAUUACAAAAAUUAUUUCAAAUAUCACAACUUUAGGAAUAAUAACAAUCCUAGAAAUUUAAAUCAAAUAACUAAUAACUCAAACCAAAUGGCCCCUCAACAGUAUAUUUUAAGUGAAGCUCAUCCACAAAAUAUUCAGGGUGCUACUGCCCCUCCACAUGGCGCAGAAGAUGGUGCCACUUAGACUCUAUUGUUUUAUUGAUGUUAACCCUUUUCAGUUUUGUCUCCCCUCCAUAUAGCAGCAAAGAAGAAGAAACGGGUUUUGAAUACAGUGCCUGUCUACCCUCUUACGAUCUUUAUUUGUACCAACAACCUUUGGAGACUUUAAAAAGUAAAAUAGUAAUUGAUUUUAAGGGGUCUUCAUAGCCCCACUCCCUCUGACUGCUUGCUUUUGAUUUACAUGUAAUAAGAUAUAAGGGUCCACUGAAGUAACUGAAGUAAAGUGCUAUAGCAAUAUUGUAGAAAUGUAAUGGAUGAGACAUAUAGAGUGUCAGUCUCAUACCAGUGGAGGUAUGAAAAUAUUCCUAGGGGGCAUGACACCCCUGGAUGACUCCAGAGAGGGAGCAUUUCCCAUGAAUUCUACUGACUUCUGGAUGACAUUUUGGACCCCAAAGAGUAUUUUUAUCAGGAGUACAGAGUUUUUCUGAUUUGGAAUUUGUUGAAACCUAUCUCCUCCAAGGUUGCAAGAAUUGCUAGAUGUAAAAGAACUUGUAGCAUGUAUUUGUCACACAGUAACUCAUGUGACUGUACUUUUUGUUGAUAAUGAAUAAUUGCCUGACCUGAUUUUAUUUGACUAUUGAUUGUGAGAAGACUUUCCUCUUACUGGAUCUGUAUUAUUUUGUUUCACUGUAUUUGAUCCUUCUACUUGAACAAAUUGCCCUUAUAGGACAAUACAUAUAUUACCUCAAAAAAAUCUAUAUUAGUAACCUAUAUUGACCUGAUAUGCCUUUUGUAACAUUUUAUGCCUUCUAUAAUUUUUUUUAUUAUUCCUAGAAUGUAUUAUUGCUGCUAUACCUCCAUUACUUCAUCUACCUCAUUUGCUCUCACACUGUGGAUCAUGGCAAGUUAGAGGAAAUAAAUCUUAUUUUUCUGCAAGUAGCCUCUAUAUUUUACCUCUGUGAUUGUGAAAUAUAUACAAUUUGGAUUUUUUAAAUUGUUUUUCUUCUUGCAUGUGCGAUACAGUAUUUUAGUUUUUUUCUCUCAUUUUUAAUAUUUAAAGCACAUGACACCAAUAUUGAAAAGAUUUUUUUUAACCGUUUUACUUUUUGCAAUAGAAUAAGCUAAGAUUUUCAUUUAUCUAACAUAUAAAUGUGUACCCAAGAAGCUUUGGACUAUUGCAACCUGCCACUAACUUAUAUCAUGAAACUUUUGUUCGAUGAACAUGUCUGAGUCAAGGAAAAAUGGACUACAAAGGAGCACAGAAGUUGACCUACAAAGUGCCACACAAGCACAAAAGAUAAAAAAACUAAACCAAUCCUAUAGGGAUUGAUGACAUUCUGCUUAAAGAGCAUAAGGACUUGAUUAUGUGUGAGACUCAAGGUUGCAGCUGUUUAACCUGUGUAAAUGCAGGACUUCCUUGUACCACUCUCUAGCAAAUACAUAAUAUCAAUUGUUCUGGCUCCAUUAUCUUGGAAAGUGGAAAGAAGGGUUAAAUCAGGGAAUGCUAUUUCCCAUUUGUUUCAAGAUCUAGUCUCUUUUUUCUACUUUUCUUUCAUAAUGUGACAACUUACUGAAGUUCAGACUGCUAAAUUGGGUUCAUUAGUGAUUGUCGUUGCAAAGCCAUGGGACAUGGAUCAUUAUAAGCCCUUGUGAUUUGUGAAAUUUUUCCUUUUUCCUAGAAUUUUUCAUGUUUUUGAUAUUCUAUUUUUCACAGAGGUUAUUUUUAUUUUUUAAUUUCUUUUGAUUCUUUGAGGUUUUUGAUAAUUCAUUCAUAUGCCUUAUGACUUGACCAUGUAUCUCUGUGUGAUUCCUAUUUGUAUCCUUGUAUCCUCAGGGGAGGAAAUGUGUUGAUAUCCUCCUGGGGGGGGGGUUGUUUUUAUUUUGUAAUGAAAAUUUUUAAGUUCCUUUUGAGAAUAAAAAAAUUUUAAGGGUAAGAAAUGUACUGCCUCCUGGAACCCAGAGACUGAACUCCUUGUGGAAGAUGCCAUGGACUACAGAGACCACACACUGCUCCAGAAGUUCCUGAGCAAAACUGAAUGUACAGAAUUGAACUAUGGGAGGAUGAAUACAUUUGUUUACACUGUACUUUGUUGUACCAAAGGGAACUGCCCCUUAAUUGGUUUUGUUCUUGAUUCCCUUUUGUUUCCUUAUCCCCAAGUUAUUGUAUUUUUCCCUGUGUAAAAUUGUAUGUAACUUAUUUAAUUAUGUUUAAAAUGAUCCACAAUGUGCAGUUGGAAAAGUUGUUACACUUGAGCUCUAUUCCCAGCUUCCUUUUAAGUUACAUCCUCAUUUUACAUACAGAGGCUUGGGAGAUCAAUUUGGCCAUGACCCAUGCUGUGAGGAUCUUUUUUGGGAGCUUGUGCUUUUGGUAAAGUGCUGCAGGUGUGAAUCUUUGGCUCUCUUUGCUCUGCUCACUUGACUCAAUCUUUAUGUCUUUUCCCUCUCUUUUGAUUAUUAUUAAAAUCCUAUAUAUUUUGAA
Messenger RNA from Monodelphis domestica (gray short-tailed opossum), 9970 nucleotides. The record is from RefSeq and is a predicted model, not a curated record. Lineage: Eukaryota; Metazoa; Chordata; Mammalia; Didelphimorphia; Didelphidae.